Molecule: messenger RNA, 5497 nt
Organism: Linum trigynum
Lineage: Eukaryota; Viridiplantae; Streptophyta; Magnoliopsida; Malpighiales; Linaceae
Source: the annotation of a GenBank genome assembly
CCACCAGCUGUAUUUUUUUUUACAUAUAAAAAAACCAGAUCAGGAACUCCUUGGAUCGGCUCCUUUCACUCACUCACUACAUUACAAACCAUAUACGAUGAUGGGUCACAACACAAUCCAAUUCUUUGGAUCUACUCGCAUGAUCACAAUUCCAUCACUACUACUAAUCCAUCACUACUUCUUCUUCUUCUUCUUCUUCUUCACUUCCACCACUGCUGCUACUAGUUCUUACAACAACGAUUAUCACCAUGAUGCAGAGGCUCUCCUUCAACUCAAAGCCCACUUCACCAUCAACACUCCUUCUCCCUCCGAUCAUCCCCUCUCCCGCAACUGGACCGCGGCCGCCGCAGCCAGCAUCUGCAGCAACUGGGUCGGCGUCUCUUGCGGCCAUCGACACAGCAGAGUAACCUCCUUAACUCUGCCCAACAUGAAGAUACAGGGGACUCUGCCUCCAGACCUCGGAAACCUCUCCUUCCUCGUCUCCCUCGACCUCAGCGGCAACCUCUUGUACGGUGAUUUGCCCAUGGAGAUCUCGAAGCUGCGGAGGUUGAAGACGAUCAACCUCUCCAGCAAUCAAUUCAACGGCAGCAUCCCACCAUCGAUUGGUUAUCUCGAGGGUCUGAAAACCCUCGAUUUGGGGGGGAACCAGCUUUCAGGUUCCAUACCAGCAGCGGUUUUCAAUGUUUCUUCAUUGGAGAGAUUGGUGUUGGCGUACAAUCGCUUAUCAGGAAGCCUUCCGGAUGAAAUGUGCGAUCAAUUGGGGGGUAUUAAGGUGAUCAAUGUGUCUCACAAUGAAUUGGGAGAUGGAAUUCCAUCUGGGUUGGGACAUUGCAGUGUUCUUCAGAAGUUGUCUUUGGGGUAUAAUUGGUUCACAGGGUCGAUUCCAGAGAGUAUCGGGAAUUUGACUGCGCUCGAACUUCUGAGCUUCUCGUUCACAAACUUGACAGGUGAAAUACCAUAUGAGAUUGGCAACCUUGGAAGGUUACGGAUCCUGGGGAUGUCAAACAGUGAUCUUUCUGGAGUCAUUCCGUCCACCAUGUUCAAUAUUUCCACCCUGCAAGAGGUGUAUCUUGGUGAGAACAGGUUAUCAGGGGAUUUGUCACGUGAACUGUGUUGUCGUGUUCGAAAUCUGAAUACUUUGUAUCUGGAGCAUAACCAGUUGCAUGGCGAGAUUCCUGCGAGCGUCGGGAACUGUACGAAUCUUCAGUUUGCAUCGUUCACCGUCAAUCGGUUCUCUGAAAGUAUUCCAACAGCUAUCGGAAAUUGCAGUAUGCUCACGGUGUUAGAUCUAUCCAAUAAUAGUUUGACCGGUGAAAUCCCUCAUGAAACUGGUAGCUUGAGUAGUAUUGAGGAGCUUUACAUGGGGAACAACUUCUUGGAAGGUGAAAUUCCUCGUGAACUGGGUAAUCUUAUUGCUAUGGAAGUUCUCAGCCUCGGCGGGAACAAGUUAAGCGGGCCUAUUCCGUGGGAGAUUUUCAACAUCUCAUCGAUAAGUUCUAUGGACCUUUUCGAUAAUAAAUUAUCAGGAGUUCUCCCACCAACCUUGGGCUCACACCUCCCAAAUUUGGAGAGACUUAAUGCUUGGGGUAAUGAGCUUAGUGGAAGCAUCCCAUUCUCCAUUGGCAAUGCUUCAAAUCUUUCUUUCCUAUCCCUAGCUAACAACUCAUUCUCUGGUCGUGCUCCUGAUGCCCUUGCCAAUCUGGAAUUGCUCGAGAUCCUUAGCAUCUAUGGAAACGAAAAGCUAGUUGUGGAGCCAUCCUUUCUCACUUCUUUGACAAGAUGCACUCGUUUGAGAUGGUUGCAGAUGUCGCGCACUUCAUUCGAGGAUGCUUCGCUCCCAAGUUCCAUAGGAAAUUUAUCAUCUCUCGAAACAUUCACGGCGUAUGACAGCGAAAUAAAAGGUAUCAUCCCCGAUCAAGUUGGCAACUUGAGCAAUAUUAAUUUCAUUGGUCUCUCUGGAAAUCGGUUAACUGGGUACAUUCCUCGAGCAAUUGGACGGCUCGAGAAACUCGAGUAUUUGGCAUUAGAUCGCAACGAGUUACUUGGACCGAUUACUGAUGAGCUUUGUGAGUUGCAGUUUAGUUAUCACUUAGAAUUGAGUUACAACAAUCUUUCACAACAAAUCCCAGGUUGCUUAGCCAAUUUGACUCAGCUGCAGCAUCUUCAUUUGGAGUUCAACAAGUUCAACUCUAUAGUACCUUCUUCACUUUGGGGGAUGAGCUCCUUACUAACAUUACGUUUGGGAGGUAACUUGCUAAGUGGAUCACUUUCUCCCCAAGUUAGCAACUUGAAAGCCUUGUAUUGGAUGGGUUUAUCAAGGAAUCAACUAUCAGGCUACAUUCCUGAAAGUAUUGGAACUCUUGUGAAUUUACAGGAGUUGUAUUUGGAUAGAAAUCAAUUCCAAGGCCCCAUUCCAAAUUCCCUUGCCAAUAUGGUUAUCUUGAAAUCCUUGGAUUUGUCAUCCAACAAUCUCUCAGGUGUUAUUGCCAAAUCUAUGGAGUCUUUGAGUGAUCUAAAGUAUUUCAAUGUAUCACAUAAUAGAUUAUGGGGAGAAAUCCCAAGUGGAGGACCGUUUGAAAAUUUAUCCUCAAGGUUAUUCGAGGGGAAUCUUGGGUUAUGUGGUUUACCUAAGUUUGGAGUACCCUUGUGCCCUCAACCCAAGGGAAAGAAACUUGGACAUAAGCACUUAGGAAAAGUAUUGAUUGUCAUUCUUUCUGCAAUGGUCGUUGCUAUUGUUGUUGUGGUUAUGGUUAUCAUUUGGUAUCGGAAUAGAAAAGCAUAUCAAAGGAACAAUGAAAGGGAGGAAUCAUUUCCUUUAACUAAAUGGAGGAGAAUUUCCUUGCUAGAGCUUCAAAGAGCAACUAAUGGAUUUGAGGAUUGCAACUUGUUGGGAAAGGGAAGCUUUGGUCGUGUGUACAAAGGGGAGUUAGCCGAAGGAAUCAAUGUAGCUGUGAAGGUGUUCAAUGACUUGGAGGAAGAAGAGGAAGCCAAUAAUGGCAUGGUUGAUGUUCAUCAUGAAUGUGAGAUUUUGUGCAAUCUUCGACAUAGAAAUCUGAUCAAAAUUAUUAGCAUCUGCUAUACGAUUGAUUUCAAAGCACUAGUGUUGGAGUUCAUGCCAAAUGGAAGUUUGGAGAAGUGGCUUUAUUCUCACAACUUUUUCUUAGACAUCUUCCAGAGGCUGGAUAUCAUGAUAGAUGUUGCAUGCGCCCUGGAAUAUCUCCACCACGGUUAUUUUGUUUCGAUAGUUCAUUGUGAUUUGAAGCCUGGGAAUGUGUUGCUAGAUGGAGAUCUAGUUGCACAUCUAAGUGAUUUUGGUAUUUCCAAGUUCCUAGGCGGUGCUGAUUCCAUCACUCAAACAUUGAAGUUGGGCACCGUCGGUUACAUAGCACCAGAGUUUGGCAGGGAAGGAAUUGUGUCAAUAAAGAGUGAUGUGUAUAGUUUCGGCAUUUUACUAAUGGAAGUUUUCACGAGAAGGAAACCAAAUGAAGAAUCAUUUGAUGAAGGAAUGGACAUGAAGCAAUGGGUUUCAAUGUUACUACCCGCAAGGGUGACUGAGCUUGUUGAUGCAAAUUUGUUGGCUAAUGAUGUUAGAAUAAACUUCAAGACAAAAGUUGACUGCAUGGCAUCAAUUAUGAAGCUCGCAUUAGCCUGUUGUGCAGAGAUAUCAGAAGAGAGAAUGGAUAUAAGAGAAGUGCUUUCCAAUCUGAAGAAAAUAAAGUCACAAAUUUUGAAAGCGAGACACUUGAGAGUUUAAAUAAAAAUGAGUGAGUGGAUAGUUGCCAUUCAAGUUGGAAGUAUAAUAAUUUAGUGACAAUAGUUAAGUAAAAUUAUGAAUAUUCAUAGUAUAUGUAAUUAGAGGUGGCAAAUGAAUUGGUUUCAAUGGAUUAGUUGAUUGGAUGAGUGGAUUAAUGGAUUCGAUUCAAUGGACUUUUGGAUCCAAGUGACAUCCAAGUUGCGGGGAGCAUUAUGAAAAUUUCAAAAAAUUUAGGUAGUAGAAUGUCAUCUAAAAAAUUACGUCCAUUUGGAGUACAUUUUUCAUUAAAAAAUGAAAAUUUGGCACUCAGAUUAUACAAUAUAAAUAGACAGAUAGUAUAUUGUAAUUUUCCAACAAUUCAUUAGUUGCGGGGAAAAAAAUUGUAAAGUUUAGGUAUCAUCAUCAAUGUGAAAUUUUUUGCAAUCCCUUGAGUCAAAAAACUAUUUGAAGUUAUUAGCAUGUGUCACACGAAAGAUUUCAAGGUGUUAGUUGGAGUUAAUGCCAAAUGAAAGUUUGGUGAAGAAGCGACUAUAUUAUCACAACUAUUUUUGUGACAUCUUUCUUAUGUUGAACACCGUAAUAGAUGUUGCACUCUCUUUCAAGGCUCAAGUAUCUAGUUACACAUUAGUAAUUUCGGCAUUUUCAAGUUGCUAGGUGACAUUGUUUCCAUUGGCUGAAUAUCGACCUUGGACACCAUUAAAUACAUAGCACUAGGUAUUUGUUAAGAAACAAGAUAAAGUUAUAUGUACAUUGUCUCAAUCAGACCAUUGAAAUCCUCAACAUUAAAUUUAUACAAAUUGAUAGUAUUUUUAGGAUUGGUUGGUUUUAGUUUUUUAGUUUUUACCUUUUAUCAUUCUAUGCACGGAAAAUUAUCUCCACCCCUUGCGGCCAAGCCAAUUUCGUGAACUGAAGUUAUGCAUGUUACUUUUACUUUAAAUAAACUGAAAUUGGUCUAGUAGCUUAUCUGGUUUUAGGGCGUUGCUCUUAUGGAGGUCCGAAGGUUUUUGGUUCAAGACCUGUGGAUCUCUGAAGAUUUUAUUUUAAAUAUUUUCCAUGAAAUUAAAUUAACAAAUUGGUCCCGUAGCUCAGUUGGUUAGAGCGUUGGUCUUAUGAGCCGAAGGUCGCGGGUUCAAGCCCCGCCGGGACCAUUGUGUUCAAACUUCAAAUGCGUGAUUAUGAGGAGAGAAUUAGCAAUUAACCUUUCAAAUUUUUGGUAUUUUAAUUAGAAAAAGAGUUACGCGAUUACUAACUAUAACUAUUUUAUAUUUCGAAAGAGCUACACAAUUACUAACGAUAAUUAUUUUAUGUUUUGAAAGGUUUGGUUAAUCAGUUCAAUAUGGUUCCUUAUGACAUAGAUAGCUGUGCAAGUUCAAAUGCCUGAUUUGGAGGAGAGAAAUAGCAAUUAACCUUUCAAAUUUUUGGUAUUUUAAUUAGAAAAAGACUUACGCGAUUACUAACUAUAACUAUUUUAUAUUUCGAAAGAGUUACACAAUUACUAACUAUAAUUAUUUUAUAUUUUGUAAGGUUUGGUGAAUCACUUCAAAAUGGUUCCUUAUGUCAUUGAUAGCUGUGCGAGUUCAAAUGCCUGAUUCAUAGUCAAGUAUCACUCAACAUUUCAAAAAUUUAAUAUUUUAAUUAAAGACAAUUACUAAUAAUAACUAUUUUAUAUUUUGAAAGAUUAGACAUGUAGCACUCACCAUUCCAAAAAUUUAAUAUUUUAAUUAAUAAAGAGUUAUGCAAUUA